AUGCCGUUCAUGCCGGUGAAGUUCAACCUGCCGAAGCGGGUGAAGCUGGCUCAGGGUCUGUGGAUGAUCUACUGGCUCUCGGUCAUCGUAGGGAUCCUCAUCUUCAGCCUCGGUAUCUUCUUUAAGAUUGAGCUGCGGAAGAGAAGUGAGAUGAUGGACAACAACGAGAGCCAUUUAGUGCCCAACCUGCUGAUCCUGGUGGGCUUGUUGGCCUGCGGGGUCAACGCCUUCGGGGGGAAGGUGUGCCACGACUCUCUGGACCCGAUCAAGUUCGCCAAGUGGAAGCCGAUGCUGAAGCCGUACCUGCUGCUGUGCUGCGGCUUCAACGCGCUGCUGCUGCUGACGGCGAUGCUCUGCUUCCUCAUGCAGUUCGCUGUGUACCUGACGCUGGCCGAGGGCCUGAAGAACAGCAUCAAGUUUUACAAAGACACGGACACGCCGGGACGCUGCUUCAUGAAGAGGACACUGGACAUGACGCAGAUCGAGUUCCGCUGCUGCGGUAACAACAACUUCAGGGACUGGUUUGAGGUGCAGUGGAUCAGCAACCGCUACCUGGACAUGAGCAACGACGCAGUCAAAGAGUGA
Molecule: messenger RNA, 585 nt
Organism: Morone saxatilis (striped sea-bass)
Lineage: Eukaryota; Metazoa; Chordata; Actinopteri; Moronidae
Product: peripherin-2-like
Exons: 1
Coding region: 1-585 (194 amino acids)
Biological process (GO): visual perception
Cellular component (GO): membrane
Source: RefSeq, a predicted model, not a curated record